This is a messenger RNA of Neogale vison (American mink), 2321 nucleotides long. Its product is annotated as gap junction alpha-1 protein-like. The transcript has a single exon. Gene Ontology annotation, biological process: cell communication. Lineage: Eukaryota; Metazoa; Chordata; Mammalia; Carnivora; Mustelidae. The record is from RefSeq and is a predicted model, not a curated record. Bases 56 to 976 code for a protein of 306 amino acids. Gene Ontology annotation, cellular component: connexin complex.
UCACUUGGUGUGCCUUCUUCACUUCUUUUAAGCGAAAGAACAGCCAACAGGCAGCAUGAGUGACUUGAGUGCCUUAGGCCAACUCGUUGAUAAGGUUCAAGCUCACUCCACCCCUGGAGGGAAGGUGUGGCUCUCCGUCCUUUUCAUUUUCCGAAUCCUGCUACUUGGGACAGCUGUUGAGUCAGCCUGGGACGAUGAGCAGUUUGCCUUUCGCUGUAAUACUCGGCAGCCUGGUUGUGAAAACGUCUGCUAUGAUAAGUCCUUCCCGAUCUCUCACGUGCGCUUCUGGGUCCUGCAGAUCAUAUUUGUGUCCCUCCCCUCACUCUUGUACCUGGCGCACGUAUUCCACAUGAUACGCAAGGAAGAGAAGUUGCAAAAGAGAGGGGAGGAACUCAGAGUCACUCAGAACGAUGGUGCCAACAUGGACGUGCACUUGCAGGAAGUCGAAAUCGAAGUCAAGAAGUUCAAGUGUAGCAUUGAAGAACACUGUAAGGUGAAAAUGAGAAGGGGCCUGCUGCGAGUCUAUACCAUUAGUGUCUUCUUCAAGUCUGUUUUUGAGGUGGCCUUCCUGCUGAUCCAGUGGUACAUCUAUGGAUUCAGCCUGAACGCGGUUUACACUUGCAAACGAGACCCCUGCCCGCAUCAGGUGGACUGCUUCCUCUCUCGCCCCACAGAGAAAAGCAUCUUCAUUCUCUUCAUGCUGGUGGUGUCCUUGGUGUCUCUUGCUCUGAACAUCAUGGAGUUGUUCUGUGUCUUCUUUAGGGGCUUAAAGGGUCAUGUGAAGGAUCCAGAGAGUGAGUCUUACCUUGAUACAUCUGGUCUGCCAAGCCCCUCCACUGACUCUUCAUCGGUUGCUCCUCUUUCCUCCAUGUCCCUUCCCAUCGACAGGGCGGCCUCUGGAAACAGGAGCAGUUCUUCCUGCCGCAGUUACAAUAAACAAGGAAACGAGCAAACACAUGCUAAACAGAAAGCAUAGCAAGAUCUAAUAGGGCAGGGGGAAAUCACCCCCUCUGACUUGCAUGCACAGCCUUUUGAUUUCCUCCAUAAGCAGAAUUUUGUUGGGGGGCGGGCAUGACAAAAGUAGUUACUGGGCAGUAGUCAUUGUAGAUAGAGCAGCAGCCGUUCUGCAAAGCCAGCAGUCCUGCCCACAGCAGCCUUCAUGACCUAGCGAUCUAGACAGACGCCUGAAAGCAUUAUGAUUCUGCUCAGCUGUUAAAGAAAAGGAAGGUACGGUGGAGAGUGUACUUUUGUUCCAGAGGAGGUGGUACUCAGCCAUGUCAGUUAUAAGGCUUAACAGACAUAUUGGGUUCUUUUGGGACGAGGGGGUCUGGGAUAGAAGGGGGGAAGCCGGGGAUUGAUGGAGGAACACAGUUGGUAUUUGAAAUGGUUGACUCGAAGAAUUUACAUUCUAAGUAAAAGUUGCUUUAGGUGGUGUAUUAGUAAGGACUUUUUCUUUCCCAUAUUUCCUGAGAAUGGUUCAAUGUAUACGAAAGUGAUAGAUAUCUGUCAUGUAUUGGUACAAGCAAAUGCAAUAUAAACUCAUAAACAUGGGAUUUUAAAGUAAUGCAGGGAUCAGGUUUCAUCCUUUCUCAUGGAUUUCGUGGUGUGGGCCGAAUGAUGUUUACCUCAUUCCAACUGUGAAAAUGAAAUACUCUUCCCUCCCCAAAGUGCCCCCCCUUUACCCAGUUUAGUUUAUUACAGAUACUGGUUCUAUUCACUGUGAUUUUUUUUUCUUUUAUAGAAAGGUGUCAGGAAUGAUGUCCUUGUUUUGAAAUGUAAUGACUGAUACUUGAAUGAUAAACUUUUAGUUCUGUAAACAGCACUCAGUGUGAGAAACUUAAAAAGGAAUGCUUAGAGCUGGACUAUUAAAUGUGUAUCUUACAUGAAUUUUACAGUAACUGAUAGUUCUUGGCUUUAUUUUACUUAAUAAACCACAUAAUAAGCAUUAUUUUAGAACCCAUAUUCUGUUCAUGAGUUUUGGGAGGCAGUCUUUUGGAUGGCCAGUGUUUUUGAUGUUUGUACUAAGAUUUUAUUUGGAAUGCAAGAAAGGUUGAAAAAGGUUUGAGUCUUACCUAUGUAACUAAUGUGUUAGAAAUAUAUACUAAAGAAAUAUGUUUAUUCAAAUGACUUUCCUAAAACAGAUGGUGAAAAUGCUGAGCUUUAUACUUUGUUCUUGCACGACAGCUACAUAAACAGUUCUGUACACUAAAUGGUUUAACAUUUCACAUUAGACUAAUGUCAUGUUAAGUUUUAUUAAAUGCAAAUGUAGACCUUGUCCAUCAUAUAUUCUUAAGAAUGUUCUUUAUCUAAUAAAAUUUUAA